AACCACCGUAACAACAUAGAUAAUAAGAACACGAACACAACCACCAACAACAACAACGUUAGUAGUAACAAUUGUAGUGAUUCAAAAAACAUGGAUUCUGAUUCAAAAGGUGGAGUCUUUCCGGCUUUUCCAGCAAAGAGAAGCAUAGCUGAGAGAAGGGGUUUCAAUUCCAAUGCAGCAAGGAUCAACACAGCUAGGUUCAGAACAAACGCAAUCACAACAAGCCCUUUCGCUUCUCCAUCUCCAUCUUCUUGUUCUGCAUCACCAUGCAUUACUAUACCCCCAGGCAUUAGUCCCACUGCAUUGCUUGAUUCUCCGAUCAUGCUUCCCAAUUCUCAGGCUAUGCCUUCUCCAACUACUGGCUCAUUUCAUUGGCUAAGUUCUUUGCCACUUGAUCAAGGGAAUCUCAAUGAUGCUCCUGAUUCUUCCCUCAAGUUUAAGAACAAUGCCACCCUUGCCGAUCCUAAUCCUUUGCCUCCUUACUCUGCGUCUCUGAAUCAGGUUUCUAGUAAUUGGCACAUGGUAAAGGGAGGAAAUACAGACUGUCAAUCAAUUGUUCCAGUUCUGCCGCCGAUAGAUUUUUCGUUCCCGGAAGACUUUUCGAAAGGACAAAACGCAAAAAGUAUUGAGUCCCGUUCAUUCAAUGAUGUGAAAAUGGUAAAUUGUUCACUUGUUAAUGUUAAUAAAGUUGAGAUGAUGCAAAUAUCACGUUCCGAUGAAGCUGGUGAUGAAAGCACUCUGCCGAAAAAUGUUACUCUUGGUGGGGAUAUCAGAAGGCAACCUGUUAUGGAGAAAGACCAGAAGGAGACCUUGCUUGCAACUGGAGUGGUAAGGACCUCGGAGGAUGGUUAUAAUUGGAGAAAGUAUGGUCAGAAACAAGUAAAAGGUAGCGAGUAUCCUAGGAGUUAUUAUAAAUGUACUCAACCUAAUUGUCAGGUCAAGAAGAAGGUGGAAAGAUCCCAUGAUGGCCAAAUAACAGAAAUUAUCUAUAAGGGUACUCAUAACCAUUCAAAACCACACCUUGGUCGUCGAGCGUUAGGGCUUUCCACUGAUGAGAUGUCAGAGAUGGGUGAAGCUGGUGAAAACUAUGCUAAACUUGAAGGUCCAGGUUGGAAAAAUGUUCAACCGGGAGCAAAAGACACAAAGCACAGUUUGGAUUGGAAGGCUGAUGGUCAGGAAAGAACAUCCUCAACUUCUGUCGUGACUGAACUUUCGGAUCCUAUGUCGACUAACAAAGGUAAACCUUUGUGUGCCUUUGAAGCGGAAGACACUCCCGAACAUUCUUCCACACUUGCCAGUAAUGAUGGUGAUGAAGAUGGAACCACUCAAGCACUAGCACCAGCUGAGGAUGAUGCUGAAGAUGAUGAAUCAGAUUCCAAAAGAAGGAAAAAAGAGAACUACUUGGUUGAAUCAACUUUGCCUUCUAGGGCUGUUCGUGAGCCAAGAGUGGUGGUCCAAAUUGAGACCGAGAUUGACAUACUCGAUGAUGGUUAUCGAUGGCGCAAGUAUGGACAAAAGGUUGUCAAAGGAAACCCAAACCCAAGGAGCUACUAUAAAUGCACAAGUGCCGGAUGUCCCGUGAGGAAACACGUCGAAAGGGCUUCGCACAAUACGAAAUAUGUAAUCACUACAUAUGAGGGCAAACAUAAUCAUGAAGUGCCGACGGCCAGAACCAACAAUCAUGUAAGCUCGAAUGAUGGUGGUUUACCUCCCAGUGGUCCUAAUGGCCAAUCAGCUCUUGCAUUACCUGGCAGUGCUGUUAUCCCGAAGUCUGAAAAUCAUCAAACUCUUACGUCUCAUUUUGAUCGAAAACCUGAAUUCGGCAGCGACUUUCUUCGGCCGAGUUUGGUUGGAGCAUUCAGCAACAAUUUGAAGUUCGGUUCUUCCCCCAUGUGCCAAAUGAAGUAUCCUUCCUUGAGUAGCACCAUGCCUUACGGUUCGUUUGGACUGAAUCCCGAUCGCUGCACUGCCCCACAAGCUGGAUCUAUUCCCUCAGUGUAUCCCGACUUUCCAAUGCCGCUUCCCUUGAAUCUUCCCUCAUCCGGAAACUUCUCUCUUGCUGGACUAAACUUCAACUGUGCAAAGCCAAUGAAUCCAGUGCAGCCUUUCCUUUCAGGGCAACAAGUGAAGGAUAUUGAUACUGGGUUCUUGAGGCCUAAACAGGAGCAGAAGGAUGAUGCAAUAUAUGGAACAUGCUUACCUCCAGUUGAUCAUGGAAAUUCUUCAUCAGCAGCACCAUCAUCCAUUUACCAGCAAGUCAUGCAAAAUUUCCCUUCAUAAAUUUUGGUCUUAACUUCUGUUAGCAACAGCAAAUUCAAUUGGUUUUUUAUUUAGUGUUUUUUUUUUUUUAAAGAAAGGUCAUAAAUUAUUUAGUUUUUUUCCCCUUGGUAUUUGAGGAAACAAACUGUGGUGUGCUCUUUUGCACAAAUCGAACACCUGUAUUUUGUAACUAGUUCUUGGUAGGUUAAUUGUUUUGUUGUCCUAUCAUUAUAGUUUA
This is a messenger RNA of Arachis ipaensis, 2497 nucleotides long. Its product is annotated as WRKY transcription factor SUSIBA2-like. The record is from RefSeq and is a predicted model, not a curated record. Lineage: Eukaryota; Viridiplantae; Streptophyta; Magnoliopsida; Fabales; Fabaceae. Gene Ontology annotation, biological process: regulation of DNA-templated transcription. Gene Ontology annotation, molecular function: DNA-binding transcription factor activity; sequence-specific DNA binding.